This is a messenger RNA of Cercocebus atys (sooty mangabey), 1817 nucleotides long. RefSeq names its product protein C (inactivator of coagulation factors Va and VIIIa) (gene PROC). Gene Ontology annotation, biological process: blood coagulation; proteolysis. Gene Ontology annotation, molecular function: calcium ion binding; serine-type endopeptidase activity. The record is from RefSeq and is a predicted model, not a curated record. NCBI's taxonomy places the organism in Eukaryota, Metazoa, Chordata, Mammalia, Primates, Cercopithecidae. The transcript has 9 exons. Gene Ontology annotation, cellular component: extracellular region. Bases 125 to 1513 code for a protein of 462 amino acids.
GUGCUGAGGGCCAAGCAAAUAUUUGUGGUUAUGGAUUAACUCAAACUCCAGGCUGUCAUGGCGGCAGGACGGCGAACUUGCGGCAUCUCCACGACCCGCCCCUACAGGUGCCAGUGCCUCCGGAAUGUGGCGGCUCACAGGCCUUCUGCUGUUCGUGGCUACCUGGGGAAUUUCCAGCACACCAGCUCCUCUCGACUCAGUGUUCUCCAGCAGCGAGCGUGCCCACCAGGUGCUGCGGAUCCGCAAACGCGCCAACUCCUUCCUGGAGGAGCUCCGUCCCAGCAGCCUGGAGCGGGAGUGCGUAGAGGAGAUCUGUGACUUCGAGGAGGCCAAGGAAAUUUUCCAAAAUGUGGAUGACACACUGGCCUUCUGGUCCAAGCACGUCGACGGUGACCAGUGCUUGGUCUUGCCCUUGGAGCACCCGUGCAGCAGCCUGUGCUGCGGGCACGGCACGUGCAUCGAUGGCAUCGGCAGCUUCAGCUGCGACUGCCGCAGCGGCUGGGAGGGCCGCUUCUGCCAGCGCGAGGUGAGCUUCCUCAACUGCUCGCUGGACAACGGCGGCUGCACACACUACUGCCUAGAGGAGGUGGGCUGGCGGCGCUGCAGCUGCGCGCCCGGUUACAAGCUGGGGGACGACCUUCUGCAGUGUCAGCCCGCAGUGAAGUUCCCUUGCGGGAGGCCGUGGAGGCGGAUAGAGAAGAAGCGCAGUCACCUGAAACGACGAGACACAGAAGACCAAGAAGACCAAGUAGAUCCGCGGCUCAUUGAUGGGAAGAUGACCAGGCGGGGAGACAGCCCCUGGCAGGUGGUCCUGCUGGACUCAAAGAAGAAGCUGGCCUGCGGGGCAGUGCUCAUCCACCCCUCCUGGGUGCUGACAGCGGCCCACUGCAUGGAGGACUCCAAGAAGCUCCUUGUCAGGCUUGGAGAGUAUGACCUGCGGCGCUGGGAGAAGUGGGAGCUGGACCUGGACAUCGAGGAGGUCUUCAUCCACCCCAACUACACCAAGAGCACCACUGACAAUGACAUCGCGCUGCUGCGCCUGGCCCAGCCCGCCACCCUCUCGCAGACCAUCGUGCCCAUCUGUCUCCCGGACAGCGGCCUUGCAGAGCGCGAGCUCACUCAGGCCGGCCAGGAGACCCUUGUGACGGGCUGGGGCUACCACAGCAGCCGAGAGAAGGAGGCCAAGAGAAACCGCACCUUCAUCCUCAACUUCAUCAAGAUUCCCGUGGUCCCGCGCAAUGAGUGCAGCGAGGUCAUGAGCAACAUGGUGUCUGAGAACAUGCUGUGUGCGGGCAUCCUCGGGGACCGGCAGGACGCCUGCGAGGGCGACAGUGGGGGGCCCAUGGUCGCCUCCUUCCAUGGCACCUGGUUCCUGGUGGGCCUGGUGAGCUGGGGUGAGGGCUGUGGGCUCCUUCACAACUACGGCGUUUACACCAAAGUCAGCCGCUACCUGGACUGGAUCCACGGGCACAUCAGAGACAAGGAAGCCCUCACCAAGAGCCGGGCACCAUAGCGACCCUCCCUGCGGGGUUAGGCUUUUGCAUGGCGAUGGAUGCGACAUUAAAGGGUCAUGUAACAAGCAUACCGCCUGCUGUUCUGUCUGUCCUUCCAUCCCUCUUCUGGGCACUUCUGGAGGGAAGUACCAUUUAUUGAGCACCUAUUAUAUGUCACAUGCCUUAUAAAUAGAAUCUUAACUCCCAGAGCAACUCUGUGGGGCGGGGGGGAGCAGAUCCAAGUUUGGCAGGGUCUAAAGCUGUGUGUGUUGGGGGGGGAUACUCUGUUUAUGAAAAAGAACAAAAAACACAACCACGAAGCCA